Messenger RNA from Gadus macrocephalus (Pacific cod), 1756 nucleotides. RefSeq lists its product as uncharacterized. The record is from RefSeq and is a predicted model, not a curated record. The coding region runs from base 413 to 1234 and encodes 273 amino acids. The transcript is spliced from 7 exons. NCBI's taxonomy places the organism in Eukaryota, Metazoa, Chordata, Actinopteri, Gadiformes, Gadidae. Gene Ontology annotation, molecular function: S-adenosylmethionine-dependent methyltransferase activity.
CAAGUCGUUCCAAAGUCUGAACGUUACAAACGCUAGGAAGUACUCGAGCUAGCACUCUAGUCUCAUCUCCAUAGGACGCGACUAGCAAGGACACGUCCUCCUAGCAAGGCUGCAGCCUUCACUCUGGGAAACAGCCCAAGAAGGGCGUGGGCCCCAGCGCCAUUGUUAAUCUGUAGAGGCAUUUCAGCCAACUCAGUAUGGCGUGUUGUCUGAGGAGAGAGGAGAGUUCCCCCUACAGGUGAAUACUACAAUUUCUGGGAAUCAUUAAAAUAGACUUGAACACACUGACCGAAUGACUAAAUGACUGAGUGAAUGACUGACUGGGGUGAAAGGUGUAAGAACUACAAGGAGAGCAAUAAACCACCACAGUGAACGUCGAUAGCUUAACUCCUGUACAUUGACCAGACAGAACAUGAGCUACCGUCUGUUUGAGGGAAAGGACCACGCCUCCAUCUAUCAGAAGUACCGCUUUGUGCCUCCUGAGGAGGUCAAGGUCUUGAUCCUUCAGUACCUGGAAGAGAAGAGGGGGGGACAGCCCCUGGGUCUGGCGGUCGACCUGGGCUGUGGGACCGGCCAGCUCUCCAGGCUCCUGGCUCCACACUUCCAGGAACUGGUUGGACUGGACGUCAGUGAGGGUCAGCUGGAGGAGGCCAGGGCUGGGCUGGGGUACCCCAAUGUGACGUAUAGGCUCGGGACGGCGGAGGAGCUGCCCUUUACGGACGGUUCUGUGGACCUGCUGGCGGCGGCGUCGGCAGCCCACUGGUUCCAGCAGCAGCGCUUCCUGGCGGAGACCCAGCGGGUGCUGAAGCCCGGAGGCUGCAUAGCACUGCUGGGCUUCGGCGACGACAAUGUUCACCUGCAGAGCCGGGACUGUGGAGACAGGCUCACCCAAAUCUACCGUGAGGUGAGGGAGGUGCUGUUACCCUACACCAGCAGCCAGGUGGCGGUUGCUAGCAAUAAGCUGCAGGAGCUCUUUGAUGCCAUCCCUUUCCCCGACAAGCAAAGGGUUGAGAGUGUCCAGGUGAGACACUGUGUCUCUGUGAGGGCCUUGCUUGGUUUCAUCGAGUCCUGGUCCAUGUUCCAGUCCUACCGCAGUUCCCAGCCAACUGCGGCCCAGCACCUGCUGAACGACACCCAAAACAGGAUACUAGAGGAGAUUGGAGCCGAGUCUGCUGACACAGAGCUGGAGAUACACCUGGAGUAUUUCUGCAUACUGGCUUCCAAACCACAAUGAUGACCAUCACUGUAACACUGUAACUGUGUAUGUGUGUAUGGGUAUUGAAUUUGCAUUGAAAGCCAAAAGGAAAGGGCCUUAAAGUACAUUGUGACGUCACAUUAUAAUGAAUGUCGCCAUUAUCGGAGCAAAUAUAUUGUUGGUUAAUAUGUUGGUAGUAAUGUUUUUUUCACCCGUUGUUUAGUUAUAACUAAUGUAGGAUUGGUAAUCAUGGGGAGAUAUUGCGGUUGCUUUAAAUUAUCACAGUGUUUCUUAUGCGAGACGUGGCAAAACCACUUUUUAUAAGCCUAGGUAGCAGUAUAUUAACUUUGAUUUAGGAUUUGACAGUGCUACAACUAUCAUGGGUUCUCUCAAUGGUUAGACACAAAAUAAUGUUUUUGAGUUUUUUGUCCAUAAUAAUCUUUUUGUGCUUCGCUCUGUUAAAUCAAUACGAUUCAAGUUCUGGUUUUGGCACUACAAAUAUUGGGCAAAAUGUAAGCUCCAUAUGCCAAAAAUAAAUACAUUUCAAACUUUGUAGGUUAA